CCUCUCACAUCUAUAUAUCAUUUCUACUCAAACACUUCUCAAAAUCACUCUCUCUUCUUCUCCCAUUCAGUUUGUAUCGAAGAGUUUUUUCUCUUCCUUUUUUCUACUCUUUGUACCUUUCUCUUUUUGUUAUAUCUUGAAGAUUAAUUCUUGAGAGCAACCCUCUUUUUAUUUCCCCCCUUCAAUUCUUGACCCUCUAUCCAGCCACUUACAAAGUGAUGGAUAAUUUUGAUAUCUUCUAUGAACUUGAACCACUCUUUGAUGGUGAUGAAUGGGACCAUCGAAAGAUUUCACCUAAUCAAAUCCACAAAGAAGAUCAAAUUCUUAUAAAUAAGGAACAAAAGAAAGAACCUACUGGUGAUGAUCAAAAAAUUGUCAUGCAAGAAAAUGGCCAAGAACAAAAAAGUAACACAGAAAUAAAAGAUUUGAAAGCAGAUGAUGAUGUUAAGGGUAAAAAAGAAGAUCAGAACAUUCCAACGGAUCUAACUCUUUUGAAUGAGGACCAACAAAAUGAAGCUAGUGAUGAUGCCGAAAAAAUGGCCAUGCAAGAAAAUGGCCAAGAACAAAAAGGCGAAAUAGAAAUGCAAGAUUUGAAAGAUGAUUAUGAGGUUAAGGGAAAAAAAGAAGCUCAGAAGAUUUCAACAGAUCAAAUUCUUUUGAAUGAGAAACAAAAGAAUGAAGCUAGAGAUUAUGUCAGAAAAAUGGCCAUGCAAGAAAAUGAGCAAGAACAAAAAAGUGACAUAGAAAUGCCAGAUCUGAAAGCUGCUGAUGAGAUUAAGGGGAAAAAAGAAGCUCCUGAAUCUACUUGUCAUGAGCCAUUGGUGGAAAGAAGAACUAACCCUCUUAGGGUUAGUAGAAGGGCUACUCCAGUGGAAGUAAGGCCAAAACGUAAGAGGAUUAAUGCUGCGGAUUCUACCUUGCCUGAUGACUGGGAUAUUGAAGUUCGAGUUAGAAAAAAUGGAAGCACUUCUGGCCACAAAGAUACGUACUACAUUGAGAAAAGUACAGGCAAAGUUUGCCGGUCAAGGAUGGAUGUCCUUAGAUAUCAACAAUCCAAGCAAGCGGAGUAAAGCUAAGUUCAAGAAGGAUGAGAAUUGAGAGGUCAAACAAUUGCGACUACAGUCUACUAAUUUGUAUUUUCUUUGACAUGUGUUGAACGAUUGCAUAUUUAAUUUGAGGAUUUUAUGUGGAAGUAGUUGAUACAGUAUCAUUAAUUUAAGUGCUGUUAAUAGCACUUGCUUUGUUGUUAACGAU
This is a messenger RNA of Lycium ferocissimum, 1254 nucleotides long. RefSeq lists its product as uncharacterized. Gene Ontology annotation, molecular function: DNA binding. The record is from RefSeq and is a predicted model, not a curated record. Bases 219 to 1070 code for a protein of 283 amino acids. NCBI's taxonomy places the organism in Eukaryota, Viridiplantae, Streptophyta, Magnoliopsida, Solanales, Solanaceae. The transcript has 3 exons.